AUAAAACAAACAGCAGGCUCCAUAUUUGCGCUAUAAUGACCCAAAAUAGCGUAUUAUUGCUUUUCUUGGAUAUAUUUGCCUGAAAUAAGGUGAACCAGAAAUGCAACAAAAGCAAUCAGCCUUUUAGUUUUUGCAUGUAUCACAUGCAUGUAACAAAUUAAAUUAAUAAAUCUUUUUGAAUGUAUUCAUUUGGCUUGGUUGUGGCGUGCAGGGCGUCCCUGUAUCACAGUACUAUAAUGAGAGUAAUGCAUGCAUGGAGAAAAGGCACGCUGUGCGUCAUUGCGUCACAUGACGUACACGGAACUCUAGCCACGUCGUCAAUGCAAGGAAGGAGGAACCGGAGAAACAGGAAGACAGAUUCAUUGAAUGCACUACACUGCUGAAGACCCAGAAAACAAAACAUGAUGGCCCAAUUUCAGGAGGCAGUGUCAAAGCAGUCCGGUCUGCACCCCAAACCUGCAGGAUUGGUUUUGCAGUAUGGCACCGCUGGUUUCAGGACUAAUGCCAAACAGCUGGACCACAUUAUGUUCAGGAUGGGACUGCUGGCUGCCCUCCGCUCCAAGAAGACCAAAGCCACCAUCGGAGUCAUGGUCACCGCAUCACAUAACCCUGAGGAGGACAACGGGGUGAAGCUGAUUGACCCCAUGGGGGAGAUGGUGACGCCGACAUGGGAGGGUUAUGCCACCCAGCUGGCCAACGCUGAGCAGGCAGAUUUGCUCACUGCUCUGAAGGACGUUAUCGAGAAGGAGGCCAUAAACAUGAGCCAGGAAGCUCAUGUGUUUGUGGGCAAAGAUACCAGAAGCAGCAGUGCCAGCCUUUCACAGGCAGUAUUGGAUGGAGUAUCUGCACUCGGUGGCCACAGCAAAGACUAUGGUUUGGUGACCACCCCACAGCUCCACUUCAUGGUUUGCUGUCAGAACACGCAGGGUAAAUACGGAGAAGCCACAGUGGAAGGAUACUAUAAGAAACUCUGCCAAGCUUUCAUUCAGCUCACAAAGAAUGCGUCCAAUUGCACAGACGACCAGAAGCACCUCUCUGUGGAUGGCGCCAAUGGUAUCGGGGCUCUAAAGGUGCGUGAGAUGGAGAGUCACCUGAAGAAGGAGCUGCAUAUAUCGCUGUUCAAUGACGGCAGUAAAGGAAAGCUCAACCACCAGUGCGGGGCAGACUUUGUCAAAGUGCAGCAAAAACCUCCAACAGGCAUGGAGAUGAGCCCAGGGGAGCGCUGCUGUUCCUUUGAUGGUGACGCUGAUCGAAUCGUUUACUACUACGCCGACUCUGAAGGACACUUUCACCUGCUGGAUGGAGAUAAAAUCGCUACUCUCAUCAGCACUUUCCUUAAAGAGCUGCUCACACAGGCUGGUCUUGACUUAAAGAUAGCAGUGGUGCAAACCGCUUACGCUAACGGAAGCUCAACAAACUAUUUAGAAGACACUAUGAAGGUGAUUGUGAGGUGUACUAAAACUGGAGUGAAGCACCUUCAUCAUGCAGCCCAGGAGUUUGAUAUUGGCGUGUACUUUGAGGCCAACGGUCAUGGAACAGUGCUGUUCAGUGCCGCAGCAGAAGAGAAGGUCCAGCAGCUCGCUGAGGACUCCGGCAUCAACGACGAGAGGAAGAGAGCAGCUCUCCUUCUGCAGAACACCAUCAACCUCAUCAACCAGACUGUAGGUGAUGCUAUUUCUGACAUGCUGUUGAUCGAAGCCAUUUUAGCCAUCAAGGGUAUGACUGUGCAGCUUUGGGACGCCAUCUACAGUGACCUACCAAACAGACAGCUCAAAGUCAAGGUGUCAGACCGCAGGGUGAUCGACACAACAGACGCAGAGAGAAAGGCAGUGAGCCCAGCAGGACUGCAGGAGGCCAUCGACAGCUUAGUGAAGAAGUACAAACAGGCCCGCUCCUUCGUGAGACCCUCCGGCACCGAGGAUGUAGUGAGAGUUUACUCCGAGGCAGAAACACAGGAGAGCGCUGAUGCCCUGGCACAUGAAGUCAGCCUUGCUGUUUAUCGUCUCGCUGGGGGAGUGGGGGGCGAACCCAAACCACUGCAAUAGAUACGCACAAUCACAAAACACUAACUAAUCAAUCGGUGCUUUUUGAAUGCAAUCUCAGAUGACGACAUCAUACUCUAAUGUUGCUAUUUAUCAAUUUGCUUCCUUUCAAUGAGGUGCCAGAUUAUUUUGUACUGUUACUUGCACUUGGUACUUUACUCACAUUUUCUACUUCUUUGUUAUUGUCUGUCAUUGUGAAGAUAUGGGACACGGAGGGAGACAAUGAAGGGAUUUUAUGCUACUUUAAGUAUUUCUAAUCAUGGCUUCUUAUUAUUUCUCCAACAGGCUGCAAUGUCCCUGUAAAUUAUGGGUUUCUAUGUAGUCUAAAUUGGCUGAUUUACUGUAUAUAUGCCAUGAUUAAAACAUCAAGUCUUCACACAAAUGAAGAAGGUUUUAAUGGUUUCAAUUAACUUUUCACCUAACUUCCUACUAAUGGAAUCUGUUACUAGAUGUAAUUUCUUUGCUUUAUGAAACAGUGAAAUCACAAGUUUACAUGAGGGGAGUUGUAGAAGUUGUUCUUCCCGUGAAUGUCUUUUGGAAAACCUUUGCUGCUUUGGUUUAAAUAAAUAAUGGAAAUGA
Centropristis striata (black sea bass) is the source of this 2621-nucleotide messenger RNA. It is a transcript of the gene pgm3, whose product is annotated as phosphoglucomutase 3. Bases 402 to 2045 code for a protein of 547 amino acids. Gene Ontology annotation, biological process: carbohydrate metabolic process; hemopoiesis; UDP-N-acetylglucosamine biosynthetic process. The record is from RefSeq and is a predicted model, not a curated record. Gene Ontology annotation, molecular function: phosphoacetylglucosamine mutase activity; magnesium ion binding. NCBI's taxonomy places the organism in Eukaryota, Metazoa, Chordata, Actinopteri, Perciformes, Serranidae. The transcript is spliced from 13 exons.